GCCGUCUCACAAAACUUCCGUAUCUUCGCCGGCCCCAAGACGACCGAAGUGCUGCAGCAUUACGGCUUAGGAAAAGUCGAGUAUUACGGCUGGUUCAGCCCGGUCUCUUCAGUCCUGCUGAUUGUCUUGCACGCACUUCAUUCUGUGCUGCAAAACUAUGGUCUGGCGAUUAUCGUGCUGACGCUGAUGGUUCGUGGUGCGAUGCAUCCGAUCAGCCGUAAGCAAGCUAAGAACAUGCAGAUCCAACAGGCCCUCGCUCCUGAAAUCAAACGGAUCAGCGAUCAAUACAAAGACGAUCCCGAAGGACGCCUCAAAGCUCAGCAGGAUCUGUUCAAGAAGCACAACUUCAACCCGGUGGGUGGGUGCUUGAUGAUGUUCAUCCAGCUUCCGAUCUUCCUCGGGCUUUACCGCGCCUUGGCAGUCGACUUUGAACUGCGUCAAGCUCCGCUGAUUCCAGGCAUCUCUUGGUGCUCGAACCUGGCGGCCCCUGAUCAAUUGCUGUAUUGGGGCGAUUGGAUGCCAGAAUUUCUGUCGCGUCCUACCGGCUUCCCAAGCCUUGGCCCUUACUUGAACAUUCUGCCGCUGGUCACCGUGGCGCUGUUCCUCGUGCAGCAGAAGUUGUUCAUGCCUCCGCCGCAAGACGAACAGCAGGCAAUGCAGCAGCGCAUCAUGACUAUCAUGAUGAUUUUCAUGGGCGUUAUGUUCUUCAAAGUUCCAUCGGGGCUUUGUAUUUACUUCAUCACGUCCAGCAUCUGGGGCAUUGUCGAGCGUAAGCUGCUCCCUAAGCCGAAGAAUAUGCCGGUCGUCGUUGAGGCGAAAAAGGAAGAGGUUAAACAACCUCGAAUUCGCCAAGCGAAAAAGAAGAAAUAG
Symbiodinium sp. CCMP2456 is the source of this 870-nucleotide messenger RNA. Lineage: Eukaryota; Dinophyceae; Suessiales; Symbiodiniaceae. The record is from the annotation of a GenBank genome assembly.